UUAUCUCCAUGGCUUCAUCAUCAUCAGCUUAUGUAUUCAUGAAUAUUAUCAUAUAUGUGUUUCUCUAUCUUGUGCUUAUCCAUGAUCAUCAAAGCCAAGCCAAUAUAAUAAUGCAGAUUGAAGAUUUGGGAGAAUCUGCUAGUAGCCCUGUUUUUGCUCCUCCAACUUCUUCAUCCAUGGACAUAGAUUGCGGAUCGGCUUGUGGUGUGAGAUGUCAAAUGUCAUCGAGGCCGAAUCUAUGCAGAAGGAUAUGCGGAACUUGUUGCGCGCGGUGCAAUUGCGUUCCUCCGGGUACUUCCGGCAACUAUGAAUUCUGCCCUUGCUAUUUCAACAUGACCACUCAUGGCGGAGCUCGAAAGUGCCCUUAAUUCAUCGAUAUAAAUUACCAUAUCACCGUUUUCAUUCUGGUU
Molecule: messenger RNA, 410 nt
Organism: Impatiens glandulifera
Lineage: Eukaryota; Viridiplantae; Streptophyta; Magnoliopsida; Ericales; Balsaminaceae
Product: gibberellin-regulated protein 11-like
Exons: 3
Coding region: 9-368 (119 amino acids)
Source: RefSeq, a predicted model, not a curated record